UGGGAUUCCAAGCCAACCAAAUUGAGCUCAUUUGCCGUCCCGCGCUCGUGACACCAUGGCGACGACUCCGAUUGCAGGCAUUGCGCAGCUCCAGCACCGACUCGCAGAGCUGGCUCCCAAGCUUGCACCGCAGCCGAUGCCCAAGUUCCAGCCAACGCAUUCGAAGGCGACGGUCGGCAAGACUGCUCAUGUCGCUCGCGGUCUGGACCUUCUCAUGCUGAUGUGUGCGACCCAAGCGCAGAAGGAAGAGGUGCUGGAGCUUGUUCAAAAGUUCAACAAGUCUCCCGAGUCGGACGAAAUCGCAAUCCUCGGCGCAUUUGACGCAGCCACCAAUGCCUUCAACCUCACGAAGGCCACCUAUUUAAGCGAAACGCCCAUGCUCGUGCACAACUUUGUCGAGCUCGUUGAGCUGCAAGUCGAAGACCCCGAGGCGGCUGCAGAGGCCAUUGACGCACUGCUUGCAACCAACGGCCAUGACGUGUCGGAACGUUCCAUUGCCGAAGAGUGCUUGUCCGUCGCAUAUGCUCUGCACACGCUUCUCCGCGCGUUCCCGAGCAUUCCAUUUACCAUCCAAGGCUCGCCCGUAGAGAUCAACGAAACUACUGAAGUCCUCCCGCUCUUCCUACCCCUUUUUGCUGCCCCCGAGAAGACUAAGGCGGUGCAUACGAAGAGCAAGACCGCGACCAAGAAACGCAAGCAGCGCGUAUAAUUGUUCCAAUAUCUAAAGCCUCAGCAUUUACUCGUUGAUCAAGUGUAUGGUGCUUGGC
This is a messenger RNA of Saprolegnia diclina VS20, 767 nucleotides long. RefSeq lists its product as hypothetical. Lineage: Eukaryota; Oomycota; Saprolegniomycetes; Saprolegniales; Saprolegniaceae. The transcript has 2 exons. The coding region runs from base 56 to 709 and encodes 217 amino acids. The record is from RefSeq and is a predicted model, not a curated record.